Messenger RNA from Felis catus (domestic cat), 4965 nucleotides. RefSeq names its product HECT and RLD domain containing E3 ubiquitin protein ligase 3 (gene HERC3). Gene Ontology annotation, molecular function: ubiquitin-protein transferase activity. NCBI's taxonomy places the organism in Eukaryota, Metazoa, Chordata, Mammalia, Carnivora, Felidae. The transcript has 26 exons. The record is from RefSeq and is a predicted model, not a curated record. Bases 318 to 3470 code for a protein of 1050 amino acids.
UGUGUGUGUAUGUGUGCGGACACGUAAGUGCGUGGACGGACGCGGGGGUGUCAGGAGCUGGGACUUUCGGUAGCAGGGGGCACUUUGAGUCAUUUGUAAACGUGUGGAGUGGGCAAACUGGGGCAACUGACAGAGAAGAGCCUGUGUAACCUGAAACAGAUGAGCCAGGGAGAGCGGUAGAGCAGCACCUAAAGCAACUGUGCAGUGCUUCUGGGUCUGCAAGGUGAGGUAAAACCAUCUGGCUUCUAGUCCAAAUGCUAAGGGUGUGACCUGUGAACUCUUUUCUCGGCUACAUGACUCCCUGAAGGAUAAGAACAAUGUUAUGUUGGGGAUAUUGGUCUCUGGGCCAACCUGGGAUCAGCACCAACCUGCAAGGGAUUGUGGCUGAGCCACAGGUGUGUGGAUUCAUAUCAGAUAGAAGUGUCAAGGAAGUGGCCUGUGGAGGAAACCACUCCGUGUUCUUGCUGGAGGAUGGGGAAGUUUACACGUGUGGUUUGAACACCAAGGGGCAGCUGGGCCACGAGAGGGAAGGAAAUCAGCCCGAGCAAAUUGGAGCUUUGGCAGAUCAGCACAUUGUCCAUGUGGCGUGUGGUGAGUCCCACAGUCUGGCCCUCAGUGACCGGGGCCAGCUGUUUUCGUGGGGUGCAGGGAGUGAUGGUCAACUGGGACUCAUGACUACUGAGGAUUCGGUGGCAGUGCCCAGGUUAAUACAAAAACUGAACCAGCAGACGAUAUUACAAGUUUCCUGUGGCAACUGGCAUUGCUUGGCUCUUGCAGCUGAUGGUCAGUUCUUCACCUGGGGAAAGAAUAGCCAUGGGCAGCUGGGCCUGGGGAAGGAGUUCCCCUCCCAGGCUAGCCCACAGAGGGUGAGGUCCCUGGAGGGCAUCCCCCUGGCUCAGGUGGCUGCAGGAGGAGCUCAUAGCUUUGCCCUGUCUCUCUCAGGAGCAGUUUUUGGCUGGGGGAUGAAUAAUGCAGGGCAGCUAGGGCUCAGUGAUGAAGAAGAUCGAGAGUCUCCUUGCCACGUGAAACUCUUACGAACCCAAAAAGUCGUCUAUAUUAGUUGUGGAGAAGAACACACAGCAGUCCUCACAAAAAGUGGAGGUGUGUUUACCUUUGGUGCUGGUUCCUGUGGGCAACUUGGACAUGAUUCCAUGAACGAUGAGGUUAAUCCAAGAAGAGUUCUGGAGCUGAUGGGCAGUGAAGUAACGCAGAUUGCUUGUGGCCGACAACACACUCUAGCCUUCGUGCCUUCUUCUGGACUCAUCUAUGCAUUCGGUUGUGGAGCAAGAGGUCAAUUGGGAACGGGACACACUUGUAACGUUAAGUGCCCAUCCCCUGUGAAAGGUUACUGGGCUGCCCAUAGUGGCCAGCUUUCAGCCAGAGCUGAUCGCUUUAAAUAUCAUAUUGUUAAGCAGAUCUUCUCUGGAGGAGACCAAACUUUUGUACUUUGCUCCAAAUAUGAGAAUUCUUCCCCUGCUGUUGACUUUAGGACGAUGAACCAAGCACAUUACACCAGUCUAAUAAAUGAUGAAACCAUAGCAGUUUGGAGACAAAAACUCUCAGAACACAACAAUGCAAAUACAAUCAAUGGUGUUGUUCAGAUAUUAUCUUCUGCAGCCUGUUGGAAUGGAAGUUUUCUUGAAAAAAAAAUUGAUGAACAUUUUAAGACAAGUCCCAAAAUCCCUGGGAUUGACCUGAACUCAACGAGGGUGUUAUUUGAGAAGUUAAUGAGCUCCCAGCACUCCAUGAUUCUAGAGCAGAUCUUAAACAGCUUUGAAAGUUGCCUGAUUCCUCAGUUGUCAAGUUCACCACCAGAUGUUGAAGCCAUGAGAAUCUAUUUAAUACUACCUGAGUUCCCCCUGCUCCAGGAUUCCAAGUAUUACAUAACAUUGACUAUUCCCCUGGCAAUGGCCAUUCUGCGGUUGGAUACAAACCCCAGCAAAGUAUUAGAUAACUGGUGGUCUCAGGUAUGCCCAAAAUAUUUCAUGAAGCUGGUAAACCUCUAUAAAGGUGCAGUCGUGUACCUACUGAGAGGAAGAAAGACAUUCUUAAUUCCCGUACUGUUUAACAAUUAUAUUACAGCAGCUCUCAAGCUCUUGGAGAAGUUGUAUAAGGUAAAUCUUAAAGUGAAGCAUGUUGAAUAUGAUACAUUUUACAUUCCUGAGAUUUCCAGUCUUGUGGACAUUCAGGAAGACUACCUCAUGUGGUUCUUGCAUCAAGCAGGCAUGAAGGCUAGACCAUCUAUAAUACAGGAUACUGUAACACUUUGUUCCUACCCUUUCAUCUUUGAUGCCCAAGCCAAGACCAAAAUGUUACAGACUGAUGCUGAACUACAGAUGCAGGUGGCAGUCAACGGAGCCAACCUGCAGAAUGUCUUCAUGCUUCUCACCUUGGAGCCUCUGCUGGCCAGAAGCCCCUUCCUGGUCCUUCACGUUCGCAGGAACAAUCUUGUUGGAGAUGCCCUAAGAGAGCUGAGCAUUCAUUCCGACAUUGAUUUGAAAAAGCCUCUCAAAGUAAUCUUUGAUGGCGAAGAAGCAGUGGAUGCUGGCGGUGUCACAAAGGAGUUCUUUCUUUUACUGUUAAAAGAACUUUUGAAUCCUAUCUACGGAAUGUUUACCUACUAUCAGGAUUCAAAUCUCUUGUGGUUUUCAGAUACUUGUUUUGUAGAGCACAACUGGUUUCACUUGAUCGGCAUAACCUGUGGACUAGCUAUCUACAACUCCACAGUGGUUGAUCUCCACUUCCCAUUGGCUCUCUACAAGAAGUUACUGAAUGUAAAGCCUGGCUUGGAAGAUCUAAAGGAGCUGUCACCCACUGAAGGAAGGAGUCUUCAAGAACUUUUAGAUUACCCUGGGGAAGAUAUUGAGGAGACUUUCUGCCUCAAUUUCACAAUUUGUCGAGAAAGCUAUGGAGUGAUUGAACAGAAGAAGCUGAUACCUGGGGGAGACAAAGUGACUGUGCGCAAGGAAAACAGGCAGGAAUUCGUGGAUGCUUAUGUGAAUUAUGUCUUCCAAAUCUCAGUUCACGAAUGGUACACAGCCUUCUCCAGUGGCUUCCUAAAAGUGUGUGGUGGCAAGGUGCUCGAGCUCUUCCAGCCUUCAGAACUAAGGGCUAUGAUGGUGGGAAACAGCAACUACAACUGGGAAGAACUAGAAGAGACUGCCAUCUACAAGGGUGAUUACUCAGCCACACAUCCCACUGUGAAACUAUUUUGGGAAACAUUUCAUGAAUUUCCAUUGGAAAAGAAGAAGAAGUUUCUCUUGUUCCUGACGGGCAGUGAUCGGAUCCCCAUCUAUGGCAUGGCAAGCCUGCAGAUCGUCAUCCAGUCCACAGCCAGCGGGGAGGAGUACUUGCCCGUGGCCCACACUUGUUACAAUCUUCUUGAUCUCCCCAAAUACAGCAGCAAAGAGAUCCUGAGUGCACGGCUGACCCAGGCCCUUGACAACUAUGAGGGGUUCAGUUUGGCUUGAGGCUCCCCAGCUUGCCCCAGAUUUCCCUCCCUUCCUCGGUGUCCACAUUGAGGCCCAUACAGAAAACCAUGGGGAGGGAGUUCUAUUUUUUUAUUGUAUAAGUGAGUUGGGACUUUUGAAUUCUGAACCCAGUAGAUGUGUUUCUGGGCUUGUGAGCAGUAAGCAACCCUUUUGAAAAAUCAGGGGUUAGGGAUGGGGUGAAAAAUUGGCUCUUAAUAUGGGAGGCAUUUUUGUCUUUAAACCAAAUUACCUAGUAGUGUUCCUUGCACUUGUGAGUAUGUUGCACUCUGCUGGAUACAAUGGCAGUGGAAUUUUAAACUCUUACUUCCCAGAUGUCUCUCUCAGCCCUGAUAUUUCCUCACAGUGCUUCCUGUCCUCUCUUCUCAUUCCUCUGCAAGAAUGAUUUUGACUAAUGUGUCCUUUCUCACCUGCACGUGCGGAACGUCUCCUUUCUCUGCAGACUUGGAAAUGCUUCUGGCUUGUUGCAGCCCUACUGUAAGGACUAAAGGGGAAAGGACUACUUCAGAAAUUCCCAAUUCCAGGAAGCUGGAUCUGGGUCCAUUACUUGGGCUGAACUCUUGAGAAUUUGUGGGAGCCUUUAUGAAACAUCUUGCUUUACAAGAAGUUAUUGAGGGACUAGCAAUCUCCCCCUGGCUCUGCCUGGACCUACUUAAAGAUGUGUAGAGCAGCUUAGCGUUGCCGCUGAGCCAAAUUUUGUUUUGUUGUUCAGCCAAGUACCUUCGACAAUAAGGUGAGGUGAUAGACCACCCCCCCACCCCUUCAGUUAUCUCGCUUCUGGAGCAAGUUGCUUCUCCAAGGAAAGUAGAAAUAAUAAAUUUCUUGUCCUCUUUCCUUAUCAAUUUAUACCUUCUACCACUUUCUCUUUUCUUCCUCUCCUUCCCUUUUGCUCUUACUUCAUCCCAUUGUUGUUAUCUGACUUAAUGCUCCCUUCCUCUCCUUCUAGUGGAUGCAUGCAGUCUAUUUUUUUAAUUUCUAUUUAAAUUGCAAAAUUUCUAUUUUUUUUUCCUUUUCCCUAAUUGCUAACACUUAAGGACAUUCUAUAUUACGGAUCUUUUGUUUAUUGCAUUUGAAAUGCUUGUUUACAGUGGGAUUUCAGGGGGGAUUGUGUUUAAAGCAAAUAUAUGUAUCAAAAAUAAUGACAUGCUCAAUCUUCUUCAUCAUGGGAUAAGAAAAUUCUACAUGAUCAAAGAAUCCAUGUCAGCCUAAUUUUAAAUUCCUAGUCACUAGAGGAAAGACUUAUUUAUAUAAAAUGAAGUAUUUAUGAACCGUGAUACAGCAUCAAAUCUCAAUGAAGGAUGUAGAUUUUGCUUUUUUUUUUUUGGUUUUAAAAGUUAUUUCAAUGGCUAAAUUGGUAGUUUUUUCAGUCUUUAUAAUACAAGAAUAAAAAAGAUAUACAGUUAUAUGAAAUGUUUAUUUUCUAUGUGUGUGCAUAUAGUUCAAUAUUAUGCAAUAAAUUUGGUGUUUUAACUUAAAA